AUGGAGGCCGGCGGUGCAGGCCGCUCCUUGACGGGGCUCUCCUCGGAUACACGCUCCAUCCAGCCUGGUCGCCAGGAUGCCCACCCAGAGGUUUCCCAUGUGAUUCUUGCCCGGGACCGGCCUAUUCCCCAAGAUCAUCUCCGAGGAAGACUUCGCCUGGAAGCAGCAGCAAAGGUCGAACGGAGCUGCGAACGGAAACCGGCUUCUGCGGUGAACCCAGCCUCUGGCAGCCUCCGGAGCGGGCAGCACAGGCCGCCAGCGCCUCGGGUCACCGUGCGCAAGACCACCGGGAAACGGCAGCACAGUACCUGGUCCUCUCUUGCAUUUCAGGGUCUGGAAUCCCUUGACACCUAUAUCCAGAACACACUGUCUGCCCUCUACCCACCUUUUGAGGCCACGGCAGCCACGGUUCUCUGGCAGCUGUUCAGCGUGGCGGAGAGCCUCCACGGUGGGGAUGGGCUGCGCUGCCUCACUGACUUCCUCAUCCCAGCCAAGAGGGCUCUACAGCGCCUGCAGCAGGAAGCCUGUGCCAGGUACACGGGCCUCAUCUUCGCGCACGAAGGCUGGCCGCUGUGCGUCCGUGAGAAGGUGGUGGUGCAGCUCGCGUCCCUCCACGGGGUCCGGCUCAGGCCUGGGGACUUCUACCUGCAGGUCACAUCAGGGCGGAAGCGGUCAGCCAGACUGGUUUUAAAAUGCCUCUCCCAGCUUGGACGGGGCUCAGAGGAAGUCACUGUCCCGGAGGCCAUGUACGGCUGCGUCUUCACGGGAGAGUUCCUGGAAUGGCUGAACGGGGAGCGGACCAGUGUCCCCUUACGAAACUGCCUGCUGACCUCAGGCUCCGCCGUCUUCCGCACCCCAUGGAGCAGUGUCACAGACCCCAUCUUUGUACCUACAUUCAGAACUGUCCCGCCCCACUGCAGCUGUCCUGGGCCUGGGUGGCCGCCCCCACAAAGCACCUCCAUGGCUCUGGCCCCGGCGUCAGCGGUGGCCAACGCCCGUCCCCGGGAGGCCACCCCUCCCAGUAGCACCGCAGCCCUGCCCCACUGCCAAAGGCACCCUGGCAGUGACCAGCCCAGCCUCCAACAUUCUCCAGGCAGAGCCGGGUGUGAAGGCCCUCGGAGCCCGUGCGGGAGCUCCAGCGGAGGCCUCGCAGGGGUUGGGCCCUCAGAGCUGGGCCCACGGGAAGGACCAAGCAGGAGCCUGGACGCCACAGACAAAAGGGACAGCCCCCAGUCCCUCACUGUCUGUGAGGACAUGGGCAGCCCAAGCUCCAGAAGGCAGUUGCCCAGGGACCCAGCCAGCGUGGAGAGCAAACGUUGGUUCAGAACGUCCUACAUGGAGGCGCUGCGGAACCCCAUGCCCCUGGGUUCCAGUUCUGAAGAGUCCCUUGGAGACGAGGCCUGCAGCUCCCAGACCAUGGGGGCCAGGACAGCAGCCAGCCCAGCCCCAAAGGAAACACCCAGCCCCUGGGGAGACUCCAUGGGGAUCCCAAGUCAGGAAAAACGUCCCGGAGCCACAAGGAGCACCCUUCCCCGGAGGUCUCGGUCCUGGGACAGGGCCCUCAGGAGCCGGCGAGGCGACACCCGGCAGGCCGCUCCCCACUCGGCCGGCAGCCGGCUGGGAGAUCUCCCAGGGGGACAGGCUGAGGAGACCAGAAGCGCACGCUCCGGCCGCUCACCCCGCUCCGGGGCCCAGAGUCCAGGUCUUGCUGGUGCCGACGCAGACAGCGGCCCCUUCCGUCGGCCCAGUCCUGGCUGGAUUCCAGAUGUGCCUGAGCCGCUGUGCCCCGAGGGAGGAGGACAGCCACCCAGCACGGGAGACGUGCCCAGCCAGAUGCCCAGGCAGGUGCUGGAGGUCAGCCGGGAGCUCCUGCAUUCGGGGCUCCUCGCCCUCCCCGGGACCCGAGACCACCAAGGGAGGGCCGUGGUGCAGGUCUGCACGAGGGGCCCGCUCUGGCCCAGCAGACACGCCUCCAGCGCCGAGCUGACCCGCCUGCUGCUGUACUUCCACGGCAUCCCCAGGAAGGAGGUGCGGGAGCUGGGGCUGGUCGUCGUGGUGGACGCUCGCGAGGGUCCAGCUGCCCCUGCCCUCUUCCAGGCUCUGGCAGCGCUGCAGGGACGCCACGUGGAAGUGCUUUCGAGGAAGGACUCUGAGGUGGAGGUCGAGGCCCGUCCGGAUGGAAGUGCAGUCAAUGCACCCGAGGGCGGCAUGUGGGGAAAGGAGAGAAGAGCCCCCGGCAGGCAGGCCGCGCACGGGGCCGGGGCUGGGGGGCAGGCGGAGGUGGGGGCGCGGCGGCGGGCCGGGCUGGCGGGAGCAGGCAUCCCGCCACUGGGCUCGGACAUCGGCAAGCGGGAAGUCAUCCGGUUUGAUGCUCAUAUUCUGCCCCCGGGGGCGGCCGGUGGUGGGCAGGCUCCCUGCACUCGCUUCUCCCCGACCCUUUGCCAGCCCCGGAUGGCGCUCCUGCUGGUCACCGUGGCCGCAGUGGCCAUGGCCGCCCUGGACAAGAGGGCGGAAUGA
Molecule: messenger RNA, 2517 nt
Organism: Neogale vison (American mink)
Lineage: Eukaryota; Metazoa; Chordata; Mammalia; Carnivora; Mustelidae
Exons: 9
Coding region: 1-2517 (838 amino acids)
Source: RefSeq, a predicted model, not a curated record